CAGCUGCUUCAUCCGCUGUGUCCGGCGGCACUCCUCUCGACAAGUUCAGGCCGCGUUCCUGGCACUGUGGCAGCAGCCAAACUGUCCCUAUCUGUGGCAGUGGAGGAUGGCCACUCUCGCUGUAAAGUUCUGGCUGUCAAUGUGUCAGAGUCGAGAGGGCGAUUUGAAUUUCAGGUGUUGCCUAAUGUUUCUAGUUUGUUACCUUCCUCCGUGAAUAUCCGCCGAGCAACAAGGGUCGGGCCCAGUUCAAGUUGACUUUGGGCUUCUAACUAACUUUCCAUUGUGAGUAAAAGCCCAGACUAACAUGUACAUAGACCCUGGCGUCAAACAGACUGUCGCUGCAGCGCUUGCACUCCGCUCAACGCUUGCUACCACCUACCCCUACGCCCGAGUUGAAUGAAAAAAACUUGGAGGCUUCGUUGCUUCCGGAGAAGCUGGAAGACCUAGUUGGACGGCCUGUGUCUACCGACUAGAUAAGGUCAAGGGCGCGUAGCAUUGCGGGAAGGCUACUACUGCGUGAUAUGCAGGGCGGAGUGUCGCCGGUCACUUCGAACGUCGCAUCGCUCCGUCGUCCACAAUGAGAUUGACUGCACAGGUUCUGCAUUCCCGGGCGGAUGGAGAACGGCCGGAAGAUGUGGAAUAUUUGAACUUGACAGAGCUCUCUAUUGUUGCUAUAGAGCUGCUUCAGCACUUCCCUAAAUUGGCGUACCUGAACUUGUGCGAUAACAAGUUGGAGACGGUGGAGAACUUGGAGUCGUGUAGGGAGCUAUGGCACUUGGAUCUGUGUCACAACAAGAUGCUUGCUUUGGACGGCUUACGCCACUUCCCCGUGUUCGGUACACUUUUCUUGGCCAGCAAUCGUCUGGACUGGCAGAGCCUGAAGGCCAUUCAGCAUAUUCACAUUGUUGAUCUACAGCUGCAAGGGAAUCCAAGACUGCAAGACGAUGUGCACUACCGGAUCCAUGCCAUUGAUUGCCUUCCACAGAUCUGGAUGCUGGAUGGCAUCAUGGUAACAGCAUGUGAGAGACAGAGGGUGGCCAGGUUUUUCAAGGAUCGUCUCUCUAGAGCUGACCUGAAGCCAGUGCGACGAAAGUUGCCACCGAUCAAGUUCGUUCCCUCCAGUAUGAAGAAGUUGACAGUGAACGGGAUCUAUGGAUCUCGGACGAAACUGCUGAUGUCUCAUGUUCCAUUGUCCUCACCCAGCACCACAGAGCUUGACUGGUGUCGCCUUCGCUACAUUAUGAAGAUGUUCAGCAGCGAAGUGAAAAUGUUUGGAGAGCACACAUCUGCUGUGUCGUAUGCCUCCGUGUCUUCUGCAUCACUGGCGGAGACUUUGCUUCCCAACUUGGAUGAUCUGCUGAACGAAAGACACAAACAUCUGGAGCAGAGCAACAUGCUUCUGUUGCUGCUAGUGGUUUCUCUUGAGUUUUCUCUGCCGGCACGGGUGAUCGAGAAUGCGCUGGAAACUGCUAGGCUGCAAGAGCUUGGGAAAGUGCAGUGCAUGCAGCUGUUCUUGCUGGAGAAGAAGCUGCGAUGUCGCUUGUGUGGUAUACUAUUGAGCGCGGCUAUUCUGGACAAGGAGUCUGGAGAAAAAGAGGCACUGUACCCCCAGCUUUACUCUGCACUCCGCUCCAUUGUCACAUCGCUUAUGUACAAGGCAUACUGUGGGCUCAAUGGAGCGCUUGCUGAGCAGCACAGACAGCAUUCGUUGCCUGCUUCAGAACAUGACGUUGAGAAACACCGGCAACUGCUAGCAGCGGAGGUUGUUCAGCUCUUCUGCUUGGUCCCGGCGUUCUUUGACCUCCUCAGCACAGACACAGGCAUUUUGGAUCUUGCCAUGGUUGCGACGGGUGAUGGAGACUUGUUUGAAAACAUCUCUGCCCUGCAGGAGGAGCUGGCAUGGGAAAAGGUUGAUCGUUGGCAGAUCUAUCAACGCAUGGCAGCAUACAUCCUGCUGAAAGUCAAGGCUACCAUGGAUGCUUCCACAGCACGCGUACCCAUUUAUGGAAGGCAGCAGCAGCUUUCACAGACAAGGAAGGCAGUGUUCAGCAAGAGCAAGAGACAGUCAGCGAUCCCAGCUUCUCGCCGGCCCAAGUCCAGUCCUAUUGGCAAAACACAGAUGUCCUACACCAGCAAAAAUGCAGCCAAUCCGAUGAUAUCUGCAUCUACAGUACUCGCCUGGAAUCGCACACAACCAACCCCAAGAGUGGGGGACAUGGUGCUUGUACAGCUUUCACCUAAGGUGUUUGGUCAGAUUUUGUCGUUCACAAACCUCAAUUCAGCGGUGAUUCAGGUAGAGAAGGCAUUUCCAGUGUACGGAACACAAGGCACUGAACAACUUCUCAUUGACCUAGAGCCGCUAGUGUUUGAUCAGCAGGGGUAUUGGAAACCGAUCACGGCUGACACAAUAGGAGCAAGGCAGAAGACGUGGCAGAGUGCAGACGCUCUGAUGGAACACGGAGGCCCAGGAUUUAGCGCGGACGCGAUGGGACGCUUCUCACCGGCCCCACCACCAAGCUCUCCCCAUCACAGUCGAACCAGCAGUGUGGCAAACGUCAUGAACGAUCAGAGCAGUGACUCGGAUACAGGUACUGAGAGUGGUGAUGAGGAUGAGCGCAGUCCAUCAUCAAAGCCAAGCUCAGGCCGUCAUCAUGCGCCAGCACAAGAUCAGACCACGACGCUUGGCACCAAGUCACCACGGGAUAGCAGUGCUGCUGGGCGAAGAAAAUCUGGUGAUGAGAUGGCUCUGCAAGCUCAUGUGGAGAUGGUCAUUCAGCACCUUCAAGACACGGGGCUGUCAAAACAAGCAGUUGUGGCUAAGCCCUUGGCUGAGAAAACAAUGACAAGCUGUGCAGAAGAGCCGGAGACCGAAAGUGGUGAUGCAUCUUCUCACGCCAUUGCAAUCGCCAAGCAUGGGCUUGCGAUGCGUGGCCCGUCGCCGCACAGGACCGUACAGCCUAAGUUCCACUCUGGCAGGCAAGGCGGCCCGGCCAGCCGCUCACAACAAGGCAUGCCAUCACCAGUCUCGUCAUCUACGGGAUACUUGCCCGUUCUAUCUGGUGGUGAAGCUAGCUCAUCACACCAUUCACUCGCUGCUGCUCACCUGGCACAACCCCGCCAUGGCCAGGGAUCCUCAGGAUUACACAACCCUGCAGCAUCGACGUCUACCGCCACGGUGAUGCAUUCUCUCAACUCCACUAUUCCUGGUCCUAGCCAGUCGGGCGAACAUGCCACUGCUACUGCUGCGCUAAAUCGGGGAUUGCGAUCAGCACCGCCCCAGCAGCGGAAACACGAUGAGCCACAGCUGGCAGCACGGACGGUUACCAUGGCGUUUCAGAGCCGGCGACAGACAGGUCGCGCCACCAGCUGGAACACGGUUUACCAGCCCGUUGACAGGACAACUCGGCGCCAGCACACGUCGUCGUCACGGCCAGUGCGCAGUGCCCUGGUCAACACUCUUCCCGUCACGAUUGCACUGGAGAUGUCGCAGGCGCCCAUGGCAACAUCGAUGGCAAGGUCAUCCAUGCACCAUCCACAGGCAUACCGUACAGUAGCAUCAAGUCAGCGCCAAAGAAUGUCCAAGUCGGCAACCCCGACGGCAUCCAGAUCAUUGGGGGCUGUGCCGAUGGGCUAUCUGCAUUCAAGAAUGUAGCCAACCAGUCACCUCCGCUCACUGUAUGUACACACACUGUGUAUAACCGGCUACAUGUAUGCCGCAGUGAUACUUGAACAAGAGCCACAUGAGCCACCAUACGUAGGCUGAACAUUUCCUGUAGGACAUUCUUGCCUCUGUGCCGCUCCCCGAGAACAUACCCAACUAGACACUCUUGACAUUGUGGUGUGCAGUUGGAUGCAAGUACAACAGGUGCAGGAACCCGUCCACCAAGGAACUAUGCUACCCGCACUUGUGCUUUUGGAACAGAGCGGAAGAGCCUUUUUAAAUAAAUCAUCAUCCGCUUCUGCGACACAGCGACCGACCGGGUCAAACAUCAUAAGCUUGCCUGCUCUUUUGUUAGGUUGAGAUUCAGCAAAUGCAUUCUUCAAUCAGUUUGAGCUCUUUUAAACAUUGAUUCACACUGAUCGCGAUACCAAUCUGAAUAGGAAAGUAACACUACAGCUUAGUUGUCUUGAGAUAGUUCAGUGAUAUUUUGAGAGCUUUGUCAUGACACUACAACCCCCCCCCCCCCCUCACGGCCCCCUUCUUUUUCUAACAUUUCUUUUAUACCCUUAAAAAUGCAUUUAGUGCAUCUAGGGCUCUUCAAAUUCUUUGAACUCAAUGGCAGAGCCUCAGAACUGCCCAUGCUAUUCAAAAGAAGAAAAAAGAACCAUUCCAAUCAAUUGACUUUUGUUCUUGAUACA
Sycon ciliatum is the source of this 4359-nucleotide messenger RNA. RefSeq lists its product as uncharacterized. NCBI's taxonomy places the organism in Eukaryota, Metazoa, Porifera, Calcarea, Leucosolenida, Sycettidae. The coding region runs from base 578 to 3652 and encodes 1024 amino acids. The record is from RefSeq and is a predicted model, not a curated record. Gene Ontology annotation, molecular function: protein binding. The transcript has 30 exons.